AAUAGGACGGAAGCGCCGCGGGACGGGCUGAGGCCGCAGCAGAGCGUCCUGUCCCGCGCAACCGAGGACCUGAGGCCAGACGGACGACAGACGGAGGACGCGCUGGCCGCUGGACCCCGCCGCCUCCCCUUUCUCCCUGCCGCCUGCGCCUGGAGGAUGAGCCCAGCCUUCAGGGCCAUGGACGUGGAGCCCCGCACUAAGGGCGUCCUGCUGGAGCCCUUUGUCCAUCAGGUUGGGGGGCACUCAUGCGUGCUCCGCUUCAACGAGACGACUCUAUGCAAGCCCCUGGUUCCGAGAGAGCACCAGUUCUACGAGACUCUCCCAGCCGAGAUGCGCAAAUUCACUCCCCAGUACAAAGGUGAGCCCCCGCUACCAUAGGGGUCGCCAGCGCCUGGCGCCAGGAGAGAUGAGAGGCGGCGCAGCCGUGGAAGGCCCGGGCAGCCAUCCCGGGAGCCCUCACCCCUCCCCACACUCUGUGUUUUCCCUCCUCCUCUUGGCCCUCAGCCCAGCACCUCACACCCUCAGUUUGCAAGGCCUGGUAAGAUUGCUCAAUUGUUUUGUUUUGUGGAUUUGUUUUGAGUUUAUUUUUGGUGGAAGUAUAGUUGUGUUUUAUGUUCAGGUGUCUCUUGAUCACAGUAACCCAUAGCCCCCCCUGGGGGAACAGCGGGGGAAGACUUUGGGAGGAUUUUACCCAGAAUCCUUGCGGCCUGCUUUUUGUCCUCCAGGAAACCAGAAGCCCUGGUGAUUAGGUAGGCUGGGAGCAGCGUUGAGUCAGAUGGAAUGCAGGAGUGGGAGGCCUGUGCUGAUUAGCUGAAGCCCUUUGCUAUUACGGAAUGUCCCCGAAAUUGCGAUGUUAUGGCAACCCUUUGAUUCACAUAUGGUGACUCUUUCUUUUUAUACUGCAUUUUUGGGGUGACAUCAGCAGCCACCAGCGUAAUGUGGUCUUUCCUGGGGAAGGGGGAUAUUUUGUAAAUCAAAGAAUCCAUUAAGGAAAUUAAAUUUACAUUGCUUGAUUAUACAAAAGACUCUUGAACAACCUAGGUUCUUCUGGGACUGUUGAAACAUGCUCUUUGAAGACAGAAUGUACUGGGCGCCUCUCUCUGUACUCUGAAUAUGCAUGUGUGUUGUGGUGGGGGGUCGGGGAGUUGAGGGCCCUCACUUGGUCCUUCUCUGUUGUUUUUUCCAGGACAAAGCCAAAGGCCCCUUGUUAGCUGGCUGCCCCUGCCCCCCUUUCCCCCUGGUUCUUUCCCCGUGGCCACAGGAAUGUGUGGUCCCCUGAAUUCCUCACCCGGGGUCCUCUGCUCCUCUGCGCCCAGAGCCAGGGACCACCUCAGAAGUGUCAUCUCUCUGAGCACGCAUUCCCCUGCAGCGAGCAAGCGAGCGAGCAAGCGGGCGGGCAGCAAGGACUGAGCAAAUUGAGUGAUCCCGGGCCAGAGAGGCCUGGGAGGAAAGGUGUUCAGCCAGUCGCUUGUAAGGCGCUCGUCGGCACCUGCUGAAACGCUCCCACCUGACAGCCCCCUCCUCAAAGACUGUCUAAUUACACAUGGCAGGUUCUAGAGACUCAAGGGGGACAGCUGCUUUCAAGGCCACCACGCGUCUGUGCUCCCAGCCCAACCCUAUUUGCCUUGUGUUCAUUUUGUUCUUUUGUGACUGCAAAGACCAAUAAAGUAACAUGUUUGAGGAUAAAAGGCUUGGGGUGCCCACCCGUGUGGGGGUGCUGCAAGAAGCCUUUGCUAGGGUGUCUGUUGUGCUGUGUGGUUUGUUUUGUUUGCUCCUUUAUUUUGUUUUGCUUGCCCAGUCUUCCCUUACCCUUGGAUGCUUCUUACCCCUCAGGACAAACCUUUGUUCCCCGUGUUCAGGCUCUGCUUUAAAGCAAGCCUCAGGCCGUCGGAGUUUCUGUUUAGGGCAUCAAAAAUUCCCACAAGAUAAAAAGAGCAAAUGUUUUUUCUUCUCUCUUAGGAUUAGAAGAAUUACAUAAAACUUAAUAAACAUUUUCAAUGAUGGAAAAAUGUGUCUUGUAAUUCUUUGGCUCUUGCCUUUUUGAGUGCAUCAGAGAGGAUGACUCUCGGCCAUGUUUACUCCCUAAUCGCUUGUCUUGUAUGGUGUCAUCUUUUCUAGCUGUUUUGAUAUUUGUUAGGUUUGCAGAUGAGUUUGGGGCCUCUGGCAACAUAGAGACUAAGGAACAGGGUGUGGUGUCUGUACGCUUUGAAGAAGAUGAAGACAGGAACUUAUGUUUAAUAGCAUAUCCAUUAAAAGGGGACCAUGGAACUGUGGAUAGUGUAGACAAUUCAGACUGUGAACCAAAAAGUAAGCUCCUGAGGUGGACAAACAAAAAACAUCAUGUCCUAGAAACGGAAAAAAGCCCCAAGGACUGGGUGAGGCAGCACCGGAAAGAGGAAAAGAUGAAGAGCCACAAAUUAGAAGAAGAGUUCGAGUGGUUAAAAAAAUCUGAAGUCUUGUACUACAGUGUAGAGAAAAAGGGGAAUAUCAGUUCCCAGCUUAAACACUCUAACCCAUGGAGCAUGAAAUGUCACCAGCAGCAGUUACAGAGAAUGAAGGAGAAUGCAAAGCAUCGGAACCAGUACAAAUUCAUCUUACUGGAAAACCUGACUUCCCGCUAUGAGGUGCCUUGUGUCCUGGACCUCAAGAUGGGUACCCGCCAGCAUGGUGAUGAUGCUUCAGAGGAGAAGGCAGCCAACCAGAUCCGCAAGUGCCAGCAGAGCACAUCUGCAGUCAUUGGUGUCCGUGUGUGUGGCAUGCAGGUGUACCAAGCAGGCAGCGGGCAGCUAAUGUUCAUGAACAAGUACCAUGGACGGAAGCUAUCUGUGCAGGGCUUCAAGGAGGCACUUUUCCAGUUUUUCCACAAUGGUCGGUACCUGCGACGUGAGCUCCUAGGCCCUGUGCUGAAGAAGCUGGCUGAGCUCAAAGCCGUUUUGGAGCGACAGGAGUCCUACCGCUUCUACUCAAGCUCCCUGCUGGUCAUCUAUGAUGGCAAGGAAUGGCCUGAGGUGGCCCUGGACUCAGAUGCUGAGGACUUGGAGGACCUGUCAGAGGAGUCAGCUGACGAAUCUGCUGGUGCCUAUGCCUACAAGCCCAUCGGCACCAGCUCAGUGGACGUGCGCAUGAUCGACUUUGCACAUACCACCUGCAGGCUGUAUGGCGAGGACAGCGUGGUACACGAGGGCCAGGAUGCUGGCUAUAUCUUUGGGCUCCAGAGCCUGAUAGACAUUGUCACAGAGAUCAGUGAGGAAAGUGGGGAGUGAGCUUGCUGGCUGCACCAGCACCCGAGAGACUCUCUGUGUCCCAGGCACAGCUGUGCUGCGUCGGGGAGAAGGCCAGUAUGGCCAGGCCGUUGGCCCCUGCAGCCUGGAGCUGAUGUGCAGAGGCCUCUGUGAGUCCCAGCCUGAGCCAGCCCCAACCGCGUUUGGAGUCUUUUAUUUAUUUUAACUAUUUCUUCAACAUUCCACAUUUGAUGAUGCAGAUACCUCUUUCUUCCCUGAGUGUAAAUGUUCUAAUACAAAUCUUUUUGUUAAUUGUA
Canis lupus familiaris (dog) is the source of this 3538-nucleotide messenger RNA. RefSeq names its product inositol hexakisphosphate kinase 2 (gene IP6K2). The coding region runs from base 2100 to 3263 and encodes 387 amino acids. Gene Ontology annotation, biological process: phosphatidylinositol phosphate biosynthetic process; inositol phosphate biosynthetic process. Gene Ontology annotation, cellular component: cytoplasm; nucleus. Lineage: Eukaryota; Metazoa; Chordata; Mammalia; Carnivora; Canidae. The record is from RefSeq and is a predicted model, not a curated record. Gene Ontology annotation, molecular function: inositol hexakisphosphate kinase activity. The transcript is spliced from 6 exons.